AUAGAACAAUUGUUGGCGCAGGUCUCUAUUUGGCUCGUUGCAACGUUGCGGUAGUUGUGCAAAAGAAAAACGAAAAAAAGGAAAUUUUCGCAAAUUAAUUUCUAUAAAAUUACCUAAUUGCUUUAACUUUUAUCAAAAAGUGUAUUUAAUAUGAAUAUUUAAAAGGUGACAAAAUUUUGCAAUACAUUAUAGUAAAAAUAAUAAAGUUGAAAGAUUUUUAUAAGUUUUGCUUUGUCUUUCAUUACACUUUCUAGGGUGAUCGAAAAGUGUAAAAGAAAAUAAAAAUAUUCGCAACAACCCGUCAUUUUUUAGUAAUUAUAUUAUAAAAAAAAAAUAAAAAAGUAAUAAGAGAAUCUUAAAAAGCAAACUAAAAUACACAAGUGUUAAAAAAGAAAGAAAUAAGAGAAAACUUAAAAGGUUGACAAACGCGUUUAUAAGUGCGUGUGUGUUUUUGAAACGCUGCGCGAUCCCCCACCCUUGCAAUUACAAUUUUUGUUCUAUCUACUACACCUAGUCUUACAACUAGAAUAAUUUUCUGGUGCUGGUGCUUGUACAUUAACUGCAGCUAUUUGAGCUACAUAACUAUUACAAACAAAAAAACUAUAUUUUAAUGUUUUCAAAUUUGAAUCGGGGCAAAGAAAAAUUUAGUAAAAUAUUUCAUCGUUUAGGGUUGGUUGAUUUGUUAGCUUUAUUGUUAAAAUCGUCGAAAACUGUGUGUUGACUGAUAUUCGUUCGUUCUAUGUUUUUAAUCGAUAACGAUAAAAUCAACAACAACAUACAUAUGUACUGUAAGUUUUAAUAUAUUGUACGCAAAGAAAAUACGCGUAAAAAUAUAUUAUAAUAAACUAGAAGAAAAAGAAAAGCAGAAAGCUUAAUAAAAAACUAGAAGAAGUAAGCAUCAGCAUAGACAGCAAUAGAGGCUCCUUAACCCGUUAUGGAUAAUAAGGCAGCAUCAACGUUACAAACAGCACCAGCUUCUAAAACAGCAGAAGCAGUGUCCAUUGUCAACAAUAAUAACAACAAUAACAUCAACACGAAAAUAGCUACAACUAACGGCAUAAAGGAGAAUAACAGUAACAAUAUAACAACGGCUCAAACAACAUCAACAUCAAUUGUGGUUACUAACACAUCAAGCGGCUUCGAUAGCAGUGGUACACCAUCAUCUACACCAUUAUUAGGUGCAAAUAAAAAUUCGGAGGCAAACAAGGAAAACAAAAGAACUCCCCCACCUGUGUCUCCAAUAACCAAAGGCUUAGACAUAACUACAACACCACUUGUGAAAAAAGAAAAACGUCAAAGCAGUUCACGUUACAAUGUCUCAAAAAAUUGUGAACUUACACCAUUGCCUCCAUUAAAUGAGAUAGUUAAUACUAGCAACAAUAGUAUAUCAUUAAAUGCGACAACAGCAUCCAUGUCAAUGGCGGCCUCUUCUUCGAAUACCGGAGGAGUUGGUUCUUCUUCCUCAGCAGCAACAAAUCCCAUUUCAGCAACCACGUCAUCCAUUGUAUCAACACUGGCUCAACAUUUCAAUGCAGCUACUUCAGCUACACAACUUUUAACAACUGCCUCAUCAACGCUUGGUUCAAAUAACAAGUCUCCAGUGAGUGCAGCUACAGCAAUUAAAAAUAUACUUAAUGCUACAAAAAAUGUGGGCAGUGGUGGAUCUGCUUCUAAUAAUACGACCACAAAUAGCAGCUAUAACUCAAAUAAUGUCAGUGGUGUCAGUGGACAAGGACAGUAUAAUACAGUCUUGUCUACAACAACGACGACACAGGCAUCAACAACUGCCCCAUUGGUGUCACAAUCGGCAGCAGCAACAGCAUCAACUAACUCAGGUUCCGUUACCCAAUCUAUUGUCAGCGGCAUUAGCAUUUCCUUGGGCAUAGGGAAUGCUGCAAACAAUACUAAUAAAAUAACACGAAACAAUGGUUCUAGUGCUGCACAAAUAAAAUUACAAAAUAAUGCCAAUCUUAGCGGUGGAGCAGCUACUAACUUACAGUACCAAAAUGGAAAUGAAAGUAUUAAUGAUAAUCCAGACAACUCAGAUUGCCAGAAUAUAAAUAAUUCGGAUGGAAGUGUUUCAAAUGGUUCGGGACCCUUUGUAACUCAAACAACUUUACAGCAAAUUUCUGGUAGUCCUGGACGAGCAAGGGACAGAAAUGUUUUUCAUACACCAACAUCAUCAGCAACAGCAGUACAGUUACCGCUACUACGAGAAACACCAGCCAAUGAACGUGAAGAACUCUUUGUUCAGAAAAUAAGGCAAUGUUGUACACUGUUCGAUUUUUCCGAGCCAUUAAGCGACCUAAAAUGGAAGGAGGUGAAAAGGGCGGCUUUACACGAAAUGGUUGAAUAUUUGUCUAAUCAAAAUAAUGUUAUUACUGAAGCCAUUUAUCCAGAAGCAAUAAAUAUGUUUGCUGUAAAUUUAUUUCGUACUUUGCCUCCUUCUUCAAAUCCUAAUGGUGCUGAAUUUGAUCCGGAAGAAGAUGAACCGACAUUGGAGUCUUCUUGGCCCCACUUGCAAUUUGUUUACGAAUUGUUUUUGCGCUUUCUAGAAUCGCCAGAUUUUCAACCAAACAUUGCCAAACGCUACAUAGAUCAUCAGUUUGUUUUGCAAUUGUUGGAUUUAUUUGACUCAGAGGAUCCACGUGAACGUGAUUUCUUAAAGACUGUUUUACAUCGUAUAUAUGGAAAGUUUUUGGGCUUGAGAGCAUUUAUACGCAAACAAAUCAACAAUGUGUUUUACAGGUUUAUCUAUGAAACUGAGCAUCAUAAUGGCAUUGCCGAAUUGUUGGAAAUUUUGGGUAGUAUAAUAAAUGGAUUUGCUUUACCUCUUAAGGAGGAGCAUAAACAGUUUUUGCUUAAAGUUCUAUUGCCUUUACAUAAAGCGAAAAGUCUUUCUGUUUAUCAUCCACAAUUGACCUAUUGUGUGGUGCAGUUCUUAGAAAAGGAUCCAAGUCUAGCUGAACCGGUUAUAAAGAGUCUUUUGAAAUUCUGGCCAAAAACCCAUAGUCCGAAAGAAGUAAUGUUUCUUAAUGAACUUGAAGAACUGUUAGAUGUCAUAGAACCAGCCGAGUUUCAAAAAGUAAUGGUACCACUGUUCCGGCAAAUUGCUAAAUGUGUUUCAUCACCACACUUUCAAGUGGCCGAACGUGCGUUGUACUAUUGGAAUAACGAGUAUAUAAUGUCGUUGAUAUCAGACAAUUCCCAAGUCAUAUUACCGAUAAUGUUUCCUGCCUUAAAUCGUAACUCGAAAACUCACUGGAAUAAAACUAUACAUGGUCUCAUAUAUAAUGCAUUAAAAUUAUUUAUGGAGAUGAAUCAACGUUUAUUCGAUGAAUGUAGCAAAAAUUACCGGCAGGAGAAGCAGUUAGAGAGAGAAAAAUUUGCCCAGCGUGAAGGUCUUUGGCAACAGGUUGAGAAUAUGGCCAAAACAAAUCCAGAAUGGACAAAAAUUGUUGGCCAAAUGGAUAGUUUGAGUAUUUCUAGUAGUCAAAAUGAGUUUGAUCAGGACAAUGACAAUUGCGAUUUAACUUAUGACAAGUUGGAUUAUGAUGACAGACAACAACAGCAGCAGCAGCAGCAACAUCAAUCAUCACAGCUGCACAGUUCUGUUCAAGAAAAUCGCGAGAAAUCGCCACGUAACAAGGAUAAACCGUUGCUUAGACGAAAAUCUGAUUUGCCAGCUGACAGCGGCACAGUACGUGCCCUAAUUGAGCACAAAAGACCCGAUGAAUAUUUAAAAACACCACCAGAUGCAAACAUGUGUUAAAUAAAAAAUAAAUAUAACAAUUAAAUAAAAUAUUAAGAAGGCUGCAUAAUUAACAUGCACACUACACAAACAAAUAAAACAACAACAUGUUACUUAAGAUCAGCACAACGCGGGCGUUAAAUCUAUGAAAAUAUACAAGUAGUUUUUUUACAAUUUACAAAAAAUAUAUCUAUACAUAAUAAAUAGCAGUAUGUAUUACAUACUAAUAUUUUAAUGUCCAGCAAAGCAGCCAGAGCUACUUGUUGAAAAUAAUUAUAAUUACAACAAAAUAAUUAUUCAUACACAUGCAAAAUAUUAAUAAUUUUGAAUACUUUUCUUACUAUA
Molecule: messenger RNA, 4096 nt
Organism: Lucilia cuprina (Australian sheep blowfly)
Lineage: Eukaryota; Metazoa; Arthropoda; Insecta; Diptera; Calliphoridae
Gene: wrd
Product: serine/threonine-protein phosphatase 2A 56 kDa regulatory subunit gamma isoform
Exons: 11
Coding region: 935-3772 (945 amino acids)
Biological process (GO): signal transduction; protein dephosphorylation
Cellular component (GO): protein phosphatase type 2A complex; nucleus; cytosol
Molecular function (GO): protein phosphatase activator activity
Source: RefSeq, a predicted model, not a curated record